UAUCUGGAAGCUCUGAGAGGAAUCUACUUAUGAGGUCAUUGAGAUUGUCGGUAGAAUUCAGCUCCUUGGGAUCAGUCCAGUCAGUCUGGACUUGCUAUCUCAUAUUGAAAGUCCUGAGGAUUAGGGCAGGAAAUCGUUAGAGUCGUCUUAGAAUUUAGACAACCACAGACCUGCUUGUUAAUGGGAUAACUGAGCAAGUCACUGAGAGGAGCUUCCUAGAGAGACCAGGAAGUGCCCUGGGUCCUCACCAAUUUCAGUUUUUUUCCUGAUUAGUCCGGGGCUUGGGGAUGUCUAGGAUCACCCCAGGACAUCCUUUGGAACCUUACUGUGGGAUUCAGGCUUGGGGUGGUGUAGAGGAUUAAGCUGCAGAACCAUUGAACGUGGAGAAAUUUCUGCAGCAGUUCCCCAGAGAUGUCUCUGGGCCCCUGGGCAGGAGAGAAGGGACUACUUGCAAGUUUACUGGUUAAUAAUUAUUUCCCACCUUUCAGGAAUCUUCUGCAGAAAUAGCGCUGGAAGCUAGAGUGAGGCCUGAGUACUGCCUUGGCCCAGGAUGGCUAGAGAAUUAAGUGAAAGCACAGCCCUGGAUGCCCAGCCUACAGAAGACAAGAUGGAGCUUCUGGUCAUAAAGGUGGAGGAAGAAGAGGCCGGUUUUCCCAGUAGCCCAGAUCUGGGCUCUGAGGGCUCCCGCGAGCGCUUCCGAGGCUUCCGCUACCCGGAGGCUGCAGGUCCCCGCGAGGCGCUGAGCCGGCUCCGAGAGCUCUGCCGACAGUGGCUGCAGCCUGAGAUGCACAGCAAGGAGCAGAUCCUGGAGCUGCUGGUGCUGGAGCAGUUCCUGACCAUCCUGCCUGGGAAACUGCAGAGCUGGGUGCGGGAGCAGCAUCCAGAGAGCGGGGAGGAGGUGGUGGUGCUGUUGGAGUAUUUGGAGAGGCAACUGGAUGAGCCGGCGCCGCAGGUAGAAAGAAUAGUAUCUGAGCGGUGUGGUCUGUUUCCUCCUGAAAUCCAACAUCGGAGUGAGGGGCAUUCCUUUAAGAUCCAGGAGUUCUCCAUCUCUUUUUGUACCGUGAACCUCCUUGGCAGUAAGGUUUCAGGUGUUGACCAGGGGCAAGAACUGCUAUGUUGCAAGAUGGCAUUGUUGACACCAGCCCCAGAGUCACAAACUAGCCAAUUUCAGCUAAUGAAGGCUCUGCUCAAGCAUGAAUCUCUGGGAUGCCAGCCCUUACAAGACAGAGUUCUCCAGGUCCCUGUGCUUGCCCAUGGAGGGUGCUGCAGAGAAGAUACAGUGGUAGCUUCUAGGCUUACUGCAGAGUCCCAGGGGUUGUUGAAAGUGGAAGAUGUGGCCCUGACCGUCACCCCUGAAUGGACACAGCAGGAUUCAUCUCAGGGGAAUCUCUGUAGAGAUGAAAAGCAGGAGAACCAUGGCAGCCUGGUCUCCCUGGGUGGUGAAAAACAGACUAAGGGCAGGGACUUGCCUCCAGCUGAGAAGCUUCAAGAAAAGGAGCAUGGGAAGAUAUUGUGCCACCUGAGGGAAGACAUUGUCCAGAUUCCUACAUGCGCAGAAGCUGGUGAACAGGAGGGCAGGUUACAAAGAAAGCAGAAAAAUGCCACGGGAGGGAGGCGGCACAUCUGCCAUGAAUGUGGAAAGAGUUUUGCUCAAAGCUCAGGCCUGAGUAAACACAGGAGAAUCCACACUGGUGAGAAACCCUACGAAUGUGAGGAGUGUGGCAAGGCCUUCAUUGGGAGCUCUGCCCUCGUCAUUCAUCAGAGAGUCCACACUGGUGAGAAGCCAUAUGAGUGUGAAGAAUGUGGUAAGGCCUUCAGUCACAGCUCAGACCUUAUCAAGCACCAGAGAACCCACACUGGGGAGAAGCCCUAUGAGUGUGAUGACUGUGGGAAGACCUUCAGCCAGAGCUGCAGCCUCCUUGAACAUCACAGAAUCCACACUGGGGAGAAGCCGUAUCAGUGCAGUAUGUGUGGCAAAGCCUUUAGGCGAAGUUCACAUCUCCUGAGACAUCAGAGGAUCCAUACUGGGGAUAAAAAUGUUCAGGAACCUGAGCAGGGAGAGGCCUGGAAAAGUAGGACGGAAAGCCAGUUGGAAAAUGUUGAAACUCCCAUGUCUUAUAAAUGUAAUGAGUGUGAAAGAAGUUUCACUCAGAAUACAGGCCUCAUUGAACAUCAAAAAAUCCACACUGGUGAGAAACCCUAUCAGUGUAAUGCAUGUGGAAAAGCCUUCACCCGAAUUUCAUACCUUGUUCAACAUCAGAGAAGCCACGUAGGGAGAAACAUCCUAUCACAGUGACCCAUGCUAUACAUGCCAGAGUUGGUGCUCAUUUGUCACUGAUCUGAAGCCACUCCCCCUGGAGUCUCGACUAUAGGAAUUGUGGGCUGGGCUUUAUUUACCACUACACAUUAUCAGGUGUUAGAAAAUAUAGACUGGGUUAGACAAAUUAUCUUCCAAGUUCUAGAAGGUGUUUGGAAUCAAAACAUAUUUGAUAGGAGGCUAUGGGAGAGUUGUCUAGAAUAGGUAAGACCUGAAAUGGUUUGUUCUCUCCCAUUGGAAUUAAAUGGAUGUUUAGACUGGCUACUUGCCCUAAACCAGCACUUUGUGGUGUCUGUUGGGUGGAUGGUUGUGAUUUGGGGGCUGCUUCUCUGACCAUUCCUUUGGACUGUAAUGAAUCCUCCACAGUUGGUCAGAUUCACAAAGUCUUAUAUCCCCCUCUGUGCCUUUUCCACAGGUGCUAAUAAGUGUUUAUUGAAUGUA
This is a messenger RNA of Cercocebus atys (sooty mangabey), 2758 nucleotides long. RefSeq names its product zinc finger with KRAB and SCAN domains 3 (gene ZKSCAN3). The record is from RefSeq and is a predicted model, not a curated record. Gene Ontology annotation, molecular function: DNA-binding transcription factor activity, RNA polymerase II-specific; RNA polymerase II cis-regulatory region sequence-specific DNA binding. Gene Ontology annotation, biological process: regulation of transcription by RNA polymerase II. NCBI's taxonomy places the organism in Eukaryota, Metazoa, Chordata, Mammalia, Primates, Cercopithecidae.